This is a messenger RNA of Lotus japonicus, 1721 nucleotides long. Its product is annotated as F-box protein At1g10780-like. The record is from RefSeq and is a predicted model, not a curated record. Bases 183 to 1448 code for a protein of 421 amino acids. The transcript is spliced from 4 exons. Gene Ontology annotation, molecular function: protein binding. NCBI's taxonomy places the organism in Eukaryota, Viridiplantae, Streptophyta, Magnoliopsida, Fabales, Fabaceae.
GUUUAAACGGUCCCAAAAUUUGAAAUAGCUCAAAAACGAAAGCGGGCUAAUUUUCAGUGCACCCUCCUCCUCCAAAAUUUGAAUUCCCUUUUUAAGUCAACCAAACACAAUACAAAUUCACCACCCAAAAACCUCAUCUCAAAUCCCAGCCAGAUCUUCAUUCAUUCUCUUCGGAUUUCAAUAUGUCCAUGGAGUAUGUCCCAGAUGUCAUACUUCAAUGCAUCUUGUCCCAUAUCAGUAAUGCUCGCGAUGUGGCAGCUUGCAACUGUGUUUCUAAGAGAUGGAAGGACUCAAUGGCUUAUGUUAGAAGCCUCUACUUUCCUCGCAACUCGUUUGAUAGCUAUUCUGCCGAUGAAAGUCCUGAUGAUGUUGUGAAAAGAAUGGUAUCGACAGUUGUGCAAUUGGAAGCGCUAGUUGUAUACCCCCCAUUCUCCCCUCGUGGUCUUGCUUCAUGGCUAUCACUUGUAGGUCUAUCUCUUUCCCGGCUCGAGCUUCGAAUGGACAACCUUGCUGACAAUCAGGCCUCCUGUGAAAGCCCUUCAAAAUUGGAUUGCAUUGGUGCAGCAAGGAAUUUGGAGUCUCUAAAACUUUGGGGUGUGUUGAUGAUACAUUCCCCAAAAUGGGAUGUCUUCCAAAAUCUUAGGACCCUUGAAAUAGUUGGUGCAAGAUUGGAGGAUUCUGUAUUGAAUGUGGUGCUUCAGUCAUGUCCAUACCUGACAAGGUUGUUACUGCUUGGAUGUGAGGGGAUUAGAUCAAUCUCAAUCGACCUUCCGUAUUUAGAGCAAUGUAAGCUGGAUUUUUAUGGUUUGGGGAACUGUUCACUUUCGCUAACUUCCCCAAAGAUUGAAUCUCUUGAGGUACAAGGCUGUAGUUGGAUUAGGGUCCCUGAAACCAAGCAUUUGAAGAAUCUUACAAUAUCCAAUAGUGCAGGGAGAGUAUACAACAUUGAUUUCGGAAACCUUUCAGCUCUGGAGUUCCUGUCUAUGAGGGGGAUCCAGUGGUGCUGGGAUGCAAUAUGCAAAAUGCUGAAACUGGCAAGUGAGGUGAAGCAUCUUUAUAUGAAGGUUGAAUUCACUGGGGACUAUGAGGCUCUUCAAGCCUUUCCAGAGAUUGAUUUUGUUGAGUUUUUCAACAGCCAUCCCAAGCUGCGCAAAUUUGAUGUCCAUGGAGCCAUGUUUGCAGCACUAUGCCAAAGGAACAGUCUGAAACAUGUGGAUCCAGGAUUUGUGAUUCCAUGUUUAGAGGAGGUUGUGAUCACAGUGAGAUCACCACUGAAGGCUGAACAAAAAAUGAGUACUCUAGAGUCCUUGCUGAAGUAUGGGAAGAAUCUAAGGACCAUGGUUAUCAAGAUUCUUCAGAUGAAGAGCUCUGAGAGCAGCGCUGAUGAUUUUUUUGAUGACAUUUGCCGAUUUAGAUACAUGAACUAUGGGAUAGUUCGAAUAGAAUAAAGCUCAGAACAGGCUAUUAUUUCUUGAUGCGUUCUAAUACAGGACAUUUCAUGUUGAUUUCCAGUUUCAGCUGGACUGCUGAGCUGAUGAUGACUCAAUGUUUUGAGGAGCUAAUUUGUUGUUCCGAACAUCAUUUAAAAAUUGAUUUUCUUUUUUAGCCAAUUUAGAGAAUGUGUGUUUGUUUAAAUGUUUGAUGAAUGUGAACAUACGUUUGCCCUCACAUCCUUUGGCUUUUUAGCCUCAAAAUAUGUGCAAAUGGAUUUUGAGGAGAGU